This is a messenger RNA of Stegastes partitus (bicolor damselfish), 692 nucleotides long. It is a transcript of the gene selenoh, whose product is annotated as selenoprotein H. The transcript has 7 exons. The record is from RefSeq and is a predicted model, not a curated record. Lineage: Eukaryota; Metazoa; Chordata; Actinopteri; Pomacentridae. Gene Ontology annotation, cellular component: Golgi apparatus.
CCCUCAGAGCAGUAACAACAAUGGCGUCCAAAGCAGGUCGUCGAGGGACGAAGCGCAAAGCGGAAGUUCAAGCAGAUGAGAAGCAGCUGUCCGUGGAGGAGAAGAAGGACCGAGGAGAGGAAGAGAGCGGCCUGCAGGGCCAAAGGGUGCUCAUUGAACACUGUAAAAGCUGACGAGUGUAUGGGCGUAAUGCUGAGGAGGUGAAAUCUGCCCUCUUGGCUGCCUGCCCUGACCUGACUGUGGUCCUCAACCCUGAGAAACCCCGAAGGAACAGCUUUGAGGUCACUCUGCUGGAUGGAGGCAAAGAAACAUCUCUGUGGACUGGAAUAAAGAAGGGUCCACCUCGUAAACUGAAGUUUCCUCAACCCGAUGUUGUUGUUGCUGCUCUGAAGGAGGCUCUGAAGGCUGAAUAGAUGUCCAGUGAAGCCGUGCAUUCAGGAGAUGUGGCUGGUGGAAGCAAAAUGAAGAGGAGUGACCAAAGAGAUGUUCUCAGUCCCUCCUCUGAUGAGCCAGGCUCCAACUGCUGUCAUCUGCUGGAUACAUAGUGACACCUAGUGGAACGUCUAUGAUCCGAUACAUUUAUCAGAUGCACCGUCCAGCUUGUUUUCUUUAGUGUGUUCUCUCUCAGUUCCUUAAGGUUUAAUGUAUAUUUCUAUCUGUUUUUGAUAAAUAAAGUUUAUUGUAGCUAUUAA